UAUCCUCGAAGAACCUAACCUUUUCCACAGCCUAUAUAAAGCAGCUAAUCACCAGCUUGUCAAAAAAGAUCGACGAACAUAAACAUAUAACUUUUCUUGGUUUUUAAGAGUUCGAAAGACUUUUAGAUUGUUUUGUCUGCUGAAGAAUCGAAGUUAGAAGAAAUGGGUGUUAGAGAAAUGGAUCCGUUAGCCCAGUUGAGCUUACCACCGGGUUUCAGAUUUUACCCGACAGAUGAAGAGCUUCUUGUUCAGUAUCUCUGUCGGAAAGUUGCAGGCUAUCAUUUCUCUCUCCAAGUCAUCGGAGACAUCGAUCUCUACAAGUUCGAUCCUUGGGAUUUGCCAAGUAAGGCCUUGUUUGGGGAGAAGGAAUGGUAUUUCUUUAGUCCAAGAGACCGGAAAUAUCCAAACGGGUCAAGACCCAAUAGAGUAGCCGGGUCGGGUUACUGGAAGGCGACGGGUACCGACAAAAUCAUCACGUCGGAUGGCCACCGUGUCGGAAUUAAAAAAGCUCUGAUUUUCUACGCCGGAAAAGCUCCAAAAGGCACCAAAACGAACUGGAUCAUGCACGAGUAUCGCCUCGUCGAGCAUUCUCGUAGCCACGGAAGCUCCAAGUUGGAUGAUUGGGUGUUGUGUCGAAUCUACAAGAAGACGUCGGGGUCUCAGAGACAAGCCGUUCCUCCGGUUCAACCUUGCCGUGAAGAACACAGCACGAACGGGUCGUCGUCGUCUUCUUCGUCUCAUCACGACGACGUUCUUGACUCGUUCCCGGAGAUGAAUGAUCGGUCUUUUAACCUUCCUCGGGUGAAUUCUCUGAGGACGCUUCUCAACGGGAAUUUCGAUUGGGCGAGCUUAGCGGGUCUCAACCCCAUUCCGGAGCUAGCUCCGGCGAGCAACGGUUACGGAGGUUACGAUGCGUUUAGAGCGGCGGAGGGAGAGGCGGAGAGCGGGUUGAGGAAUUUGCAGAUGAACUCGAGCGAGUUGACUCAGAGUUUCGGGUACAGGUCGAGCGGGUUGAGUAAUGGUGGGUUCGGGCUUUCGGGUCAAACAUUCGAGUUUAGGCAAUAAGUGUAAUUUGGGAGGGUAGAGUGGGUAAUUAAUGUAAAUAAAAUAGGGAUUUAUAUGGGCCUUUUACCGAUUCGGUUAGGCUUGGGAUUCCAGAAAGGCAAAGGGCUUGAUUAGUUUUGAUGGGAGGGAAAUGUAAUAAAAAUGGAAUCACAAUACCUUGAUGGAUUAUUUGAAUUCUUAAAUAAAAAAUGGUUGUUUGAGAUUGUUUGUUA
Molecule: messenger RNA, 1277 nt
Organism: Brassica rapa (field mustard)
Lineage: Eukaryota; Viridiplantae; Streptophyta; Magnoliopsida; Brassicales; Brassicaceae
Product: NAC domain-containing protein 72
Biological process (GO): regulation of DNA-templated transcription
Molecular function (GO): DNA binding
Source: RefSeq, a predicted model, not a curated record